UUUUCUCAGAACGCAUGCGCCCUGGCAAAUUUCCUGUUGUAUUUUCAAUUACAGGAGCAAACUUUUUCCUGUUAGCGCAAAGGUAGCUGGCCAGGUGGGUCUUUCCCUCAACACUUCGUCUCGCCAAUCCCUCUCGAAAAUAAAGCAAAGGCUCCGGAGGAAGCGGGAUCGGCCUCUCCCGGGACACCUGGAGGCUCGGGACUGAGCCUGGAGAAGGAUCCGAUUUGUAUGAAGGAAAGGGGGGUCAGGUGGGAACCCGGCUUCUACCGCAUCCCCGCCGAGCGCUCGCAGCCAUGCCCAGGGCAUUCCUGGUGAAAAGGAAGGAGCCUUAUCCCGAGAUUCGCGACUGGAACGAGCUGCCCGACGAGGAGCGCGCCGACACCUACAUACCAGUCAUUUUGAAUAGUUUCCCGAGUUACCAAGAUGAGAAAACCGAAAAUACCGCAGCCGGAACAAUCGGUUUGGACGAACUGUUAAACGAUUCAAACGAGCGCCGCCUCCUUUGCAAGACCGGACCGGGCCAGGAGAAUGCGGAGGAGCAAGUUCUGGAGUCGGAAUUCAAAAGGCGCAGUGUCUUGCGAACGAAAAUCAAGAUCACAACUGGUGAGUGCAGCGAGGCCACCUUCUGCUGCCAGGUGUGCAGCAAGGGCUUCCGGUUACAGCGCAUGCUCAACCGGCACAUCAAGUGUCACAACCAGGUGAAGCGCCACCUAUGCACGUACUGCGGCAAAGGGUUCAACGACACCUUCGACCUCAAGAGACACGUCAGGACGCACACUGGUAUUCGCCCCUACAAAUGCAGCCUUUGCCACAAAGCCUUUACACAGAGAUGCUCCUUGGAGUCACACCUGAAGAAAAUCCAUGGCGUGGCACAGAAGUACAGCUACAAGGAGAGGAGAGCUAAGCUCUACGUCUGUGAGGAGUGUGGCUUCACAGCCAUAAACCAAGAGGACCUCUACCUCCACAUGAGGCAGAACCACCCAGAGAACCCCAUGCUCAAAAAGACUUCCAAGAAAAUAGCUGCCUCCUUGCAGAAGAAGCUGCUGCACAACAGUGAUGAGAGCAAGGACUCUGAAUAGGAACAAAGGUAUCAGAGCUACACUGAAGCUUCAAUGCUUUAACUUGAUGGUUGGUGCCAAGGAGUUAGAAAACACAGCAGGAACUAUCAGUGUCAACCAAUGCCCUUUGACCUGUCUGCCAGGUAGAUGAAUCAGAGGACACUUAGGCUGUUGCUGAUACACAGAGAUAAGAUCAUAUUUUCAGGUCCUGUGAAAAGAAGAUGAACUCUAGGGUCCUACAGUCAUGGAUGGAAUCUUUGUCUUUCUAUCCCGUGUCUGGGAAGGUGAUGGUACUUACAAUUUGACCCAAUCAAUUGAGCCUCUUCAAAGGACAAUUACAGUAAGGCUCAGUGUCUGAGCAGUGUUUGGGGCUCUUCAGCAUUUUUCAACAGUCUUGUCUGUUAAUUUUCUUCUUUGCCCUUUAAUUUUUGGUUCUGGGUACAUUUAGCUCCAAAGUAUGCACUGUAUCCACUUAUAAAUUUGUGAGCUUGGAAAAUAAAACAUGCACACAAAGGAAAAACAUGGUGAACUUCUAAUAUUUUGUGCAAAUUUCUUAACUUUUGGAGAUUUUCAAAAUGAUAACAUAAUGCUUUACUAACCAGAAAAAGUACAACACUUUGUAAAAUAAACACUUUACACGAAGACACAAAAUGUUGCAGAUGCUAGAAAUCCAGGGCAACACACACAAAAUACUGGAGGAGCUCAGCAGGUCAGGCAGCAUCUAUGGAGGGGAAUUAAACAGUUGACAUUUUGUGCUGAGACCCUUCACCUGAACUGGAAAGGAAGAGGGAAGAAGCCAGACAUAAGAAGGUGGGGAGGGAGGGGAAGGGGUACAAGCUGACAAGUCAUAGGUGAAGCCAGGUGAGGGGAUGGUGGGUGGGUGGGGGAUAAAGUGAGAAGCUUGGAGCUGAUAGGUAGAAAAGCUAAAGAAAGGGCUGAAGUAGGAGGAAUCUGACUGGAGAAGAGAGUGGACCAAGGGAAUGGGGGAGGGACACCAGAGGGAGGCGAUAGGUGAGAAGGGAAGGGGUAAGAGGGGAGCCAGAAUGGCAAAUGGAAAAAGAGAGGAGGAUGAUGUGAGAGAAAUCACCGGAAGUUAGGUAAAUCAAUGUUCAUGCUGUCAAGCUGGAAGCUACCUAGACAGAAUAUGAGAUAUUGCUCCUCCAACCUGAGAAAGGCCUCAUCAUGGCAGCAGAGGAAGCCAUGGACUGACAUGUCCGACUGGGAAUGUGAAUGUGUGGACCCAGGGAAACCCUGCCUGUUACAGGUGGAGUGAAGGGGCUCGACAAAGCAGUCCCACGGUCUAUGUCAGGUAGUACCUAUGUAGAGGAGGCCGCACCAGGAGUGCUGGCCACAGGAGAUGACCCUGAAAGGCUUGCAGGUGAAGUGUCACCUCACUUGGAAGGACUGUUUGGAGCCCUGAAUGGUGCUGAGGGAGGAGGUGAAGGGGCAGAUGUAGCACUUGCAGGGAUAUGAAGAUACAAUUUAUAGUCAAUGUCUUCCCAGUCCCUUCAGCAGUUACACAUUCUGCUUGAAACUGUUCUUAAGAAUCACUUCAGAAAACAAAGUUGGGUUGUUUAUUCUGCAGAUUGCAUGUCAACCACUUCAAACCAUAUUAAAAAUUGUCAAGGUUGCUGGUGAACCCUGGGCUUUGAUUUUGUUCUGACUGCAAGAAGCCUCAGUGUUGUCUCUGUAAAACUUCCAAGUAGCUCUAGAAGAGGGAUUCACAGACCCCUCAGUUAAUGGUAGGGGUCCAUGGCAUAAAAAAGGUUGGGAACCCCUGCUCUAGAAUGUUCAGUCUUGAGAAUUAAUGAAGAAAAGGAUUCCUGGUUACAAAAUGGCCAUCAGACAUGCCAACUGACUUUAGUAACGAUGAUGGAAGAGUGGUCAGUGACGUAAUGCAGGAAGUUGGAAAGUGGCAAUUUGCACACGUCAAGGCCACAAGAGAGACAAGAUGAGAUAACCUUUAAAAGAUGCUCAUUCAUGAAUGAUACAGUAUAGAAAUGGACCCUUCAGCCCACCAUGUCUUUACUAGCCAUCAACCAUUUACCAGCACACGGUCUGUAGCCUCCUCUGCCCUGGCAAUUCAAGGACAAAUCUAGACAAUCCCGAAGCUUUGAGUCUCUUUCUCCAUCCCACUGUCAGACAGAUAUGCCCCAGAUUCUGAGACCCCUCUGGAUGCAAACGUUCCUCCUCCAAUGCUCUCUAAACCUUCCACCUCUUAUAUAAGAACAGGAUGCAGUAGAAGCAAGAGUAGGCUACUCACCCCUUCAAAGGCUAUUCUGUCAUUCAAUAUGAUCAUGGCUGAUCUGCCCCAGGCCUCAACACAGUGCCAAUUCCCCAAUUGUUCUAAGAUCUUUCUACUUUCCCUUUAAAUACCCCCAUUGAUCUUGCCUCCAUAGUCCUCCCAGACAGAACAUUCCAGAGAUUUACCAAUGUCUAAGCGAAGAAGCUCCAACACAUCUCAGUUUUAAACUGCCUGCCAAUCUUGUAAUUGUCUUCUAGUCUUGAACUGAAACAUCUCAACAUCUACCCAGUCAAGUUCCCUUAGAAUCUUACAUACUUUGAACAAGAUCCACUACACUCUCAGCGAAAGAAAAAUACUAUUCUUGGUUAGGAAUGGCUGACCCUCUUGAGAUAUACCUCAGGAUUCCCUGCACCAGAGACAAGGAAACAUCAUAGAUGGAUCAGCAAGUUUGUAGAUGACACCAUGAUUGGAGUUGGGACAUUGCAAAGGACUAUCAAGUAAUUCAGUGAGAUGUAGAUCAGUUAUAGAUAUGGACAGGGAAGUGGCCGAUGGAGUUUAAUCCAGGCAAGAGGUCUGGUGUGGGUCAAUAGAACUCAGAAGAAUAACAGUUCAGCAUGGACUAGAUGGGCCAAAUGGCUGCUUCUGUGCAGUGGUAACCUAUGACUCUAAGUGUUGCACUUUAGAGGGUCAAAGGAGAAAAUGUUAAUGGUUAACAGUUAAUUGCAGACCCCUAAAUAAAACUGAGGUACAGAGUAACCUUGGGGUCCAGUUCCAUAGAUCACCAAAAGCAGGAACACAAGUGGAUGAGGUGGUAAAGAACGUGAAUGGCAGGCUUGCCUUCACUGGUAUGGGUGCCGAAUAUAAGAGUAAGGUAGUCAUUCUGUAGCUUUAUCAAACAUUUGUCCAACUGUACUGGGAUUAUUGUGCCUGGUUCUGGUCGCUCCAUUUUAGGAAUAAUGUGAAGUCCGUCGAAAGGGUACAAAAGAGGUUUACCAGGAUGCUGCCUGGAUUCAAGGGAAUUAACUAUAAGGAAAGGAUGGAAAAUCCUGGAAUGUCAGAGGCUGAGGGGAGACCUGUUAAAGGCUGUUAAAAUUAUGAGAAGCAUAGGUAGGACUGACAGUCAGAAUCUAAUUCCUAAGGUAGAAAUGUCAAAACCUUGAGGACAUGCUUCUAAAAUUAGAGGGGGGAAGUUUAAAAGCAUCAUGAAAGGCAAGAUUUUUUAAUGCAGAGAGUAGUAGGUACUUGUAAUAGGUAUAGGUUACUGGAGGCAGUAGUGGAAUCAGACAGCUUGGUGGAGUUUAACAGACUUUUAGAUAGAUAUGUGAAUGAGAAGGGAAUGGAGAGAUAUACAUAAUAUACAAGAGGAGGACAUUUAGUAUUAAUUGGCAACAGGGCUGGCCCACUUUGUGGGCCAAAUGGCCUGUCCGGUGUUGUACUGUUCUAUGUUCCCUGUAUCUACUGUCAAGUCCUGUAAGAACUUUGUGUUUCAAUGAGGUCACUUCUCCUUAUUCUGACUCCUGAAUAGUAUAGGUCCAGUCUUACUAAUCUCUCCUUGUAGGACAAACCCUCUAUCUCAUGGAUGAAUCCUUGUUGGACACUCUCCAUCACAGGUAUAUCCUCCCUGUAGAGACCCAAGAGCUGCACACAGUAUUCCAGAUGUGGUCCCACCAGGGGGUCAUAAUUGCAUUAACACAUCCUUAAUCUUCUACUCUAAUCCUCUUGCAAAACGGUCUACACACUACUUAAUUACCUGCAAGCUUGCUAUGCCUGUACAUUAGUCGUGGAGCAAUACAGCACCAAAACAGGACCUACAGCCAAUACAGUCCAUGUCAUCCUGCCUAGUCCAGCUGACCAGAGCCCUCCAUACCCCUCCCAUCCAUGUACUUAUCCAAAUGUUGAAAUAGAACCUGCAUCCACCACUUCUGCUGGCAGCUUGUUCCAUACUCUCACCACCCUGAGUGAAGAUGUUUUCCCUCAACCUAAAUAGAGUGUUACCUCAAGCGGAGUGGCCUGUGGAAAGCGCCGAGUGUGUGGGCCAGUGAAGGUGUGGAGAUUUGAGGCUUUGACUCAGGAGGCGGAGGAUGAGCUUGUUCCCAAUUAGUCUUUACAAUGCCUCCUGAGAUGGUGAUGUGCCUCUCCUGUGAGACGUGGCAGUCUUGGGGAAACUCCCCUCUCCCACAGAGUCACAUCUGCCAGAAGUGCUUGCGGCUGGGUGAUCUGGAAGACCGUGUGAGGAAAUCUGGAGCAGCAGCUGGAUGACCUUUGACUCAUAAGGGAGAAUGAGGCAGUCAUAGAUGACAGCUACAGGGAGGUAGUCACACCUAGACUGCUGGAAGCAGGUUAUUGGGUGGCAGUCUGAGGGGGGAAAGCGAAGAAGAGUAGACAGGUAGUGCAGAGCACCCAUGUUGCCAUUCCCCUGAAUAAUAAGUUUACCGUCCUGGAUGCUGUUGGUGAGGAUGACCAACCAGGUGUGAGGCACUGAGUCUGACCCUGUGGUGCAGAAGGAUGGGACGGAGAAGAGGAGAGCUGUCGUCAUUGGAGACUCUAUAGUCAGGGGAGCAGACAGGAGAUUUUGUGGGCGUGAGAAGGAAACCUGCAUGGUUUGUUGUCUCCCGGGUGCCAGGGUCUGGGAUGUCUCUGACCGGGUACAUGACAUCCUGGUACGAGAGGGAAAGCAAACAGAAGUCGUGAUACAUGUUGGGACCAACGACAUAGGCAGGAAGAGGGAUGAGGUCCUGAAGUGGGAGUUUUGGGAACUAGGCAGAAGGCUGAAGAACAGGACCUCAAGGGUGGCGUUAUAUGUUCCACACACACUUUAUUCCUAACAAGCCUGAUAGAGUUCUUUGAGGUGACCAGGCAUAUAGAUGAGGGUAGUGUAGUGGAUGUGAUCUACAUGGAUUUUAGUAAGGCAUUUGACAAGGUUCCACAUGGUAGGCUUAUUCAGAAAGUCAGAAGGCAGGGAAGUUUGGCCAGGUGGAUUCAGAAUUGGCUUGCCUGCAGAAGGCAGAGGGUCAUGGUGGAGGGAGUACAUACAGAUUGGAGGGUUGUGACUAGUGGUGUCCCACAAGGAUCUGUUCUGGGACCUCUGCUUUUUGUGAUUUUUAUUAAUGACAUGCAUGUGGGGGUGGAAGGGUGGGUUGACAAGUUUGCAGACGACACAAAGGUUGGUGGUGUUGUAGAUAGUGUAUAGGAUUGUCGAAGAUUGCAGAGAGAUAUUGAUAGGAUGCAGAAGUGGGCUGAGAAGCGGCAGAUGGAGUUUAACCCGGGGAAGUGUGAGGUGGUACACUUUGGAAGGACAAACUCCAAGGUAGAGUACAAAGUAAACGGCAGGAUACUUGGGAGUGUGGAGGGGCAGAGGGAUCUGGGGGUACAUGUCCACAGAUCCCUGAAGGUUGCCUCAAAGGUAGAUAGGGUAGUUAAGAAAGCUUAUGGGGUGUUAGCUUUCAUAAGUCGAGGGAUAGAGUUUAAGAGACGCAAUGUAAUGAUACAGCUCUGUAAAACUCUAGUUAGGCCACAUUUGGAGUACUGUGUCCAGUUCUGGUCGCCUCAGUAUAGGAAGGAUGUGGAAGCAUUAGAAAGGGUACAGAGGAGAUUUACCAGGAUGCUGCCAGAGAGUAUCGAUUACGAUCAGAGAUUAAGGGAGCUAGGGCUUUACUCUUUGGAGAGAAGGAGGAUGAGAGGAGACAUGAUAGAGGUGUAUAAGAUAUUAAGAGGAAUAGACAGAGUGGACAGCCGGCGCCUCUUCCCCAGGGGACCACUGUUCAGUAUAAGAGGACAUGGCUUUAAGGUAAGGGGAGGGAAGUUCAAGGGGGAUAUUAGAGGAAGGUUUUUCACUCAGAGAGUGGUUGGUGCGUAGAAUGCACUGUCUGAGUCAGUGGUGGAGGCAGAUACACUAGUGAAGUUUAAGAGACAACUAGACAGGUAUAUGGAGGAAUUUAAAGUGGGGGGGUUAUAUGGGAGGCAGGGUUUGAGGGUUGGCACAACACUGUGGGCCAAAGGGCCUGUAAUGUGCUGUACUAUUCUAUGUUCUAUGUUUAACCCAUGGCCUUUAGUUCUAGUCUCAUCAAUCUCGGUGGAAAAGGCCUACUCUAUCUAUACCUCCCGACCAAAUCACCCCUCAUUCUUCUACACUCCAGGAAAUAAAAUCCUAACCUAAUCAAACCUUCCCUAUUACUCGGGUCCUCAAGUCCUUGUAAAUUUUCUCUGCAAUCUUAUUAAUAUCUUUCCUGUAGGUAGAUGAACAGGACAGCACUAUACUCCAAAUCAGGCUUCACCAAUGUCUUACACAACUUGUGUAUAGGUCUCUGUGCAUCAACAUCUUUCAGCCUCUCACCAUUUACAAUUUACCCAUCUUCAUCGUGGUUUCUACCAAUAAUCGCAGAUUUUCUCAUUUCUUCACAUUGUAUCCUGUCUGCCAAAUCCCUGCCCAUUCACUUAGCUUGCCACGUCACAAAGUCUUGCUGCAUCCUCUUCUAGCUCACACCGCCACCAGUUCCAUGUCAUCCUCAAACCUGGACAUACACCAGAGCCUGUUUUAUUAGGUACACCUGUACACCUGCUCAUUGAUACAAAUACCUAAUCAGCCAAUCACGCGACAGCAACUCAAUUGAUAAAAGCAUGUAGAUAUGGUCAAAAGCUUCAGUUGUUCAGGCUAAUCAUCAGAAUGGGCAAGAAGCGUGAUCUAAGUGACUUUGACCAUGGUGCCAGAUGGGGUAGUCUGAGUACCUCAGGAACUGCCGAUCUUUUGCGAUUUUGAUGCAGAGUAGUCUUUUGAGUUUACAGAAAAUGAUGCGGUAAACAAAAAAAAACAUCCAUUGAGCGGCAGUUCUGUGGGUGAAAAAUGCCUUGUUAAUGAAAGAGGUCAGAGGAGAAUGGCCAGACUAGCUGAAGCUGACAGGAAGGUGACAGUAACUCAAAUAUCCACACAUUAUGACAGAGGUGUACAGA
Molecule: messenger RNA, 8250 nt
Organism: Hypanus sabinus (Atlantic stingray)
Lineage: Eukaryota; Metazoa; Chordata; Chondrichthyes; Myliobatiformes; Dasyatidae
Product: putative transcription factor Ovo-like 1
Exons: 4
Coding region: 294-1079 (261 amino acids)
Biological process (GO): epidermal cell differentiation; regulation of transcription by RNA polymerase II
Cellular component (GO): nucleus
Molecular function (GO): RNA polymerase II cis-regulatory region sequence-specific DNA binding; DNA-binding transcription factor activity, RNA polymerase II-specific
Source: RefSeq, a predicted model, not a curated record